CUGGUCACACUAUUAUGUUGCGAUUGGCAAGAAGAAGAGGCAUAACAAAAGUUUUUUUUGCGUUCUGAGAGUGGAAUAUUCCUACGCCCUAAUUGACCGAAGAAACGGAGACGACAGUUAAUGCUAUACACCUUCUGGACAUACAUACAGUUUAUCCAGCCAAGGCAAAAUGCAUUUAUAAAACGGGCGUUAUCGCAGUCGCAGCACCGAGCCAUCUAAAUCGAGGAACACAUCGCAUGGGAUAAAAUUGCGGCCUUGGGCGACGGAGCCAUCACCAUGGACCCGCAGAAGAUUACAGAACUGGCGAAUUUGCUUCGCCAGAACGGCGACAAAAUACUGAGCUCCGAGUUUACCUUGACGUUAUCAGGUUCCCUGCUGCGAGCGCUGAACGACUCCUUCACCCUGAUCGCGGACAUUGAGAUCGGAUCCGGCGUGGGCGCCCACCAGCACCACCAGUCCUUUCAGGUGGUCAAGCCCAUCAACGCGAAGUCCAGCGUCUUCCCCGACCUGCAGUUGGUGCACGACUUUGUGCAGAAGACGACCCUGCUCAAGCUCACCUACUUCCCCAGCGAGCUCUCCUUCGAAGGCGCCAUCGACAUCGGGAAAUUCCGAGCACUUCGGCGGCUGGAGGUGAACAAAAUCAACAUUGGCCAGGUGGUGGGCAUCCAACCGCUGCGCGGCCAGCUCCAGCAUCUGAUUUGCGUGAAGAGCCUGACCAGCGUGGACGACAUCAUCACACGCUGCGGCGGCGACAACUCCAACGGCUUUGUGUGGAACGAACUUCAGACGGCCGACUUCAGCUACAACAGCCUUCGCAGCGUGGACUCAGCUCUGGAGUUCGCCCAGCACUUGCAGCACCUGAACCUGCGGCACAACAAGCUCACCAGCGUGUCCGCCAUCAAGUGGCUGCCGCACCUGAAAACCCUGGACCUGAGCUACAACUGCCUCACGCACCUUCCGCAGUUCCACAUGGAGGCCUGCAAGCGGAUGCAGCUGUUGAAUGUCAGCAACAACUACGUAGAGGAGCUACUGGACGUGGCUAAACUGAAUGCCCUGAGCAUGCUGGAUCUGUCCGACAACUGCCUGCUGGAGCACUCGCAACUCCUGCCGCUGAGUGCCUUGGUGACCCUGACAGUACUAAACCUGCAGGGCAAUCCGCUGGCCUGCAAUGCGAAGCAUCGGCAGGCAACGGCGCAGUAUCUGCACAAGAACUCGGCGACGGUGAAGUUUGUUCUGGACUUUGAGCCACUGUCCAAGGCGGAGAAGGCACUGACGGGCAGCCAGAAAUUGCGCUACAUAGGCUCGUUCAACCAUCGCAUGUCCAGAAGCAGCUCCAUGUCCAUCAACAGCUCCAGCUCCAUUAACACCAGCGAAGGUUCCAGCUUUGGCUCCCAGCGAUCGAUGACAAUGAGGGGAAAGGAUUUCUCGGAAGAAUCGGAGCAGUCUAUGGCAAUGGACACCUCGCAGUCCAGCAAACUGCCAGGCUUGAAGAAGAUAAGGACCGUGAAUAUUGAGGAGAACAGUGAGACUGAGUCAGUCACAGCUGUUUCCACACCGAAACCUCAACCCAACUCCGAAGAGGGAACCGAUACUUCCCACUUGGAGACUAAGAAGCAAAUUGAGACUCUCCGUUCUACCUAUGGCAAUAAAUGGCUGAAGACCGGUAACGCUGAACUGUUGCUGGGAAUGGAAUCGCCACAGCCUACUGAGCAGGAGCGCAGCGAGGCUCGCCAGCUCUUCAAUGAGUUCCUUGGGGAAUUCUCGGCGUCAUCUAAUGCUAAAGUUGAUUCCCAAGCGGAUUCUGAGUAUCUCAAUAUAAGCUCUACUCCCACAAACAGCGUUGCGUUGGGUGGCACUUUUGACUCCACCAUAACCCCUAUUAAAUCGGAUGCGAACGACGCAAGUGGACAAAGCCUUUACGAGACUUGCACUGAGGGAGAAGUGUCCAAUUACGAGAGCAUCGCCAACACCACCGAGGAUAGGCUGGCGGAAGAGAAACCGAAUGAUAAGCACACCGAGUUGCUAAGUCUCUAUGCGCAAAGCUCAAACGCUGGUCAGGAUGACGAUCCGAUAUCCGAUGCAGAGUCCGACGAGGAAACGUACAUUGUCUACCAUGAACAAAAGUCCAGCGAGCCUGUGUUUCUGACCAUAUCCUCGAACUUCAUCCGCGAAAAGGAUACGCUAAGCGAACGGACCAAAACCAAAUGGAGUCUGAAAAUCUUGGAGUCAUGCGAACGUGUAAAAUCCAAUACGUUGCGAAUUAACUUCGACACAAUGCGAAAGGACAAACAGGAGCGGAUCUAUUGUGUGGAGAAUUCAUUGUGCCAGGCACUGGAGAAGAAACUACGGGAUAUUCUAUCCAUGCGGGAUCUGACCGAAAUGAACAUAUCCAUCUACCGCUGUGUGAAUUGUCUCACACAAUUUACCAUUGAGCAGAAGAGCAAGCGAUAUAAAACAAAGGACUUGCGCUGUCCGGACUGUCGCAGCGUGUACGUGGCCGAAGUUACGGAACUCUCCACCUCUUUGAACAAACCGUCAGGGGAAGUGGUCGCCGAGCCCAAACUUUCUCCAGCCAUGAUUGUCGAGGAAUCGCCAGCAGAAACAUAUGUGGGGACGAUGAAUAAGGAGGAGAGCAACAGCAUUGUGGCCAACUACAGGCUUACAACUGCUAAAAACACACCCAAGCGUAGGAGUUUGAUGCAAGCCACCAAAAGUUCCGCCAAUUCGCUAAACGAGAGCAGCUCUUGCUCAAAAAUUACCAACUCGCAGAGCUCCUUCGACUCUAAUCAGUCCGUAGUGGGCAGCUCGAAUACGGACCGUGAUCUGGAGUUUCGGGCAAACGAGAGUGAUGUGGACAUCAUCUCCAAUCCGAGCCAGUCCAGCAUAGAGGUGCUGGAUCCGAGCUGCGUGCAGAGUGGCAGUCGCAAGACCUCAGAGGAGCGCCGCAUAUCCCAACUGCCGCAUCUGGAGACGAUUGACGAUGAAGUAGUGCAAACUAAGAGCUUCAUCGAUCGAGAGUUCGGACAGCUUCUGGCGGAGCAGGCGCAGCCCACGGCAUCUGCUGCCGCCGCUUCCUCGGCUCCCAAGCCAUCAUCUGUGCCCCAAAUUCCGCUGACAGAGAGCAGCUCGUCAGGGUCCGUAACCGACAGCAUUUGUACCACCUACGAGCAGCAGGGCUUGGAUGCCUCGCACAUGCUGACUAAUUCGCUGCUUACCGAAUCGGCAGGCAGCCAGAUUAGUAGCUCGGAGGCGGACUCGAACAGCCAUUUGAAAAGAGCCGAAGAAGCCAGCCUCCUACCAUUCGCAUCCGUCCUUCAAUCAACCAACCUGCUGAUGUCCAGCUCAAAGAAGCUAAUCGAGUCUGAGGCUGCAUUCUUAGGCGCUCAGCCCUACAAGUUUAACUUCAGCGACUUCAACAACAUCGACCACCGCCUAAAGCUCUACUUCUACCAGUCCAAGUUCAAGGAGAACGGCGAGCACUUUAAGUGGCUGGCCAAGGGGCAUAUCUACAACGAGCAGACCCAGGCCAUGACAGAAGGACUCGUGGUGAUGUCCAACUGCAAGUGCUACCUGAUGGAGGCGUUCGCAGAGCCCCACGACGAGGUGGCCAAGUGGCUGCGGCAGGUCGUCGGAGUGUCUCUCAGUCGCUUGGUGACGAUUGAGCUGCUGCCCUGGAAGCUGGGACUGUCUUUCAGCCUGCGGGACUGGGGAGGAUUUACGUUGCUGUUGCACGACAUGCUGAGGACCGACAGCUUGCUUACUUACUUGCGACAUAAUCCUCCGCCGGUGCAAUGCAAACUGAAUCAACAGCCCUCGCCCACACUUAGCAAUCAUUUGCAGACUGUUGCAUCCGAGCCAGUUAAGAUGUGCGCCCUGAUUUCCAGCUGUCAAUGGAUUUGUGAGCAAGAGCAGAGCAGCUUUGUCCCCUGCCUGCUUUUGAUCACGGAGUCGCACUUGUACAUCCUAGGAAGUGGCAUAUUCUCGUGGCUAUCCGACAAAGUGCAGAAAAACUCAGCUCACCAGGAACUCAGGCUUAGUCAGCCUUUGAGUAAUUUGGUGGACGCGGAACGUGUAACAGACCAAAAGUAUGUGAUCAACUUCAUUGAUGAGACGCAGAACAAGUGCGAGGUCUGGCAGCUGCUGUUCGAGACGCACGAACUCGCCUUGUGUUGCCUGGAUGUCAUCGGACAAGGGUGGAAGCAGCUAUUUGGCGUGCCAUUCAGCCUCUCUGGGAGGUAGUUAAGCGCUGGAGCCUGGGGACCAACUAGUAAGGACUACCUGGCAUCAGGAAACAAAAGUUAGCCUGCUCCGACUAUUGUGCAAAAUUUAUUAUUGUUGAUCUUUAUUGACUAUGUUAUUUAAUGUCAGAUAAGUUUUAUUAACUUAACCUACGUAACAGUAGUGGAACGUGGACUAGGUUUAAUUAAUGAGAAAUGGUGCUGACCCACGAAACAAAUGUAAAUAGCUAUAACUGAAGACCCUGCAAUAUAUUCAAAUAAAAAAAUG
Drosophila gunungcola (fruit fly) is the source of this 4506-nucleotide messenger RNA. RefSeq names its product serine/threonine-protein kinase 11-interacting protein. The transcript is spliced from 10 exons. Gene Ontology annotation, cellular component: cytoplasm. Bases 277 to 4239 code for a protein of 1320 amino acids. Gene Ontology annotation, molecular function: protein binding. The record is from RefSeq and is a predicted model, not a curated record. NCBI's taxonomy places the organism in Eukaryota, Metazoa, Arthropoda, Insecta, Diptera, Drosophilidae.